GAUCUUUUUAAGCCACGAGAGAAUAUAAGAAAACUCCAUUUCGAACGCAGUGACGCCAAUCGAUCUUCGGUUUUGAAGCCACGAGAAAUAUUCGCCGUCGCCGAUGUCGAGAAACAGAAGAGCUUGAAGCAAUCUUCCUCUACUCCUAUUUUUCGCAAAGAGAAACUGGGGAAAGAAACAAUGGGAAUCAUAAAACAGGGAACAAUCUCAGGUACCUUGCCAAGCAAGGAGGCGUUUGCAGUUCACUUCACUGGAUACCCAUCAUCUAUUUCCCGAGCCAUCGAGACUCUCGGUAAUAAUCCAAGGAAUCACAGAAAGGAUCGAUUUCAAACAAGCUUGAAUUGCGUUUCCGGCCUGAAGAUCCUUAUGCACAUCCUGCAUUGGGAGAACAACGUCCUUGCAAUGGAUAUCAAGAAACCUGAGAGUGAGCCUGCAGUUCUUGCCACUAGUGAUGAAUCUUUGGAGGAAGCUAGUCAAGCUCUAUGCGCAGAUAUCGUAGCUCGUGUGUCUGAAUCAGUUCAUUUCGAUGCAUGUUAUUCCUAUUCACGCGGAUAUUGCGUAGCAGAAGAAGAGGAAGUGGUUGGAGGAAACAGUGAUUUGAUGAACCUGGCUGAUGAAGAUGUAAUGAUGCUAUUGCCACAGUUCUUUUCACCCAAAGAUAUACCAGACAACGUGGCAUUGAAACCUCCAGCAACAUCUGGUCCCAAAAAGAAAGAUGAUGCGGCAACUCAGAACUUCUACGAGAUCGAUAUUGGCCCAAUAUUUGCAAUUGAUUUCAGCAUCCCCAAGAAACUAAACUGGGAAGACUUUGUUGGUCCCAGCUCCCACCACUGGAAAUGGCAGGUAUCAGUGUCUGCAUUGUUUGAAGAGCGGCCUAUUUGGACAAGAGACUCUGUUGUACAGCAAUUAAGGUAUCUACUCAGGGCCGCUUACUAUUUUUCCAGUGGUCCGUUUCUUAGGUUCUGGAUUAGAAGAGGCUAUGAUCCACAGAAUGAUCCGAAGUCUCGCGUAUAUCAGAGAAUGGAGUUUAGGGUUCCACCUGAGUUACAGAGUUAUUGCGAUGCCAAUGCAACUAACAACUCAAAGCCAAGCUGGAACGACAUUUGUGCUUUUAAUUGUUUGAACUUGACGACGAGGUGGUUCUCCGAAGCCAUGCUUGAUACUUUGAGACUCCGUGUAGCUGUGAGGUUUGUGUCUGUGUUUCCUGAGCCAGGUUUCGAAGAUGUAUUUAAAUCCAUUCAAGAAGAGUUUGAGAGGUCAGAGAAAAUACAAAUCCAGAAAGACACACUUAAACCAUCUCUAGUGAAGCACCGGGAGCCAACUAAAGACUCUGAAGAAGUGCAAAAAUCUAAACAUGCAAACGAAGAAGAUGUUGAUGUUAAUGUUAAUGAGUAUGGAGAUGAUGAAGACCUGGAUGAAGAAGAGGAAGAAGAAGAAGAACUCGAUAUAAUCUUGAUACUGAGAACAGCUCCAGAACGUAUCUUCAAGGUUUGUUCGACAGUUUUCCAGCGAGUGAACCUGAUUUGUAUGGAGACUUUGCUGUUGAUGAUGGGA
Molecule: messenger RNA, 1554 nt
Organism: Thlaspi arvense
Lineage: Eukaryota; Viridiplantae; Streptophyta; Magnoliopsida; Brassicales; Brassicaceae
Source: the annotation of a GenBank genome assembly